CACGUACGCAUGCAAACCCCUCCGUGUAAAGGUUUUCAAGAGAGAGAAAAACAAUGGCUUCUCAGCAAAUGCCUCGCACAGAAAACAGCAACCGUGAGAAAGGUGGUGGUGAGGAACAAGGAGGAAGAAAAGAAGAAAAUAAACAAUCUACCCUAGAAAACAUUUCCAAGCCCAGAGCUGAAGCUCAACAAAAAGGAAUGAGUGCAAUUGAAGGUGCUAAGGAGAGAUACGAAAGAGAAAAACAAGCUGCAAGUGAAGCUUCCAAAGAGAGAAACUUGAAGGCAAAUGAGGAGUCAACACAGGCAAAAGACAAAAUGGCUGAAGAAAGAACAAGAGAGGUAGUGGGAAGAGAGUGGAACAAAGAGGAUAAACAAAGAAACAGUCCAAGAGGAAAAGUAGAGGCAGAGAAAGCAAGACCAUUGGAAAAAACAAAAGAGGAAGCUAAAGAAACCAAAGAGGGAGGAGGGGAGGAACAUGGAAGAGGAAGAGAAGAAACAGGAGAAGAAAAUAAACAACCUAGCCUGGAAGAGAUCUCCAAGUACAGAGCUGAAGCUCAACAAAAAGCAAUGAAUGCAAUUGAAGGUGCUAAGGAGAGAUAUGAGAGAGAAAAACUAGCUGCAAACGAAGCUUCCAAAGAGAGAAACUUGAAGGAAAAUGUGGAGAAACCACAGGCAAAAGACAAAAAGGCUGAAACCAAAGAGGGUGGUGCUGAGGAACAGAGAAGAGAAGAAAAAGAACAAUCUAGCCUGGAAGAGAUUUCCAAGUACAGAGCUGAAGCUCAACAAAAAUCAAUCAAUGCGAUUGAAGAUGCUAAGGAGAGAUAUGAGAGAGAAAAACAAGCAGCAAGUGAAGCUUCUUCCAAAGAGAGAAACAUGCAUGCAAAUGAGGAGGCAACACAACAGGCAAAAGAUGUCACAAUAGACAAGGGUCAACAAGGCAAUCCUGAAGCAGAAGAUGAGAAGGGUUAUGGUGCAACAAAGGACACCAUUGGUACUGUGCACCACACCACACCACUUGCUGAGAAGGCCAAGGCUGCAGGUGACACCGCUUCUCAGUAUCUUGGAGAUAAAGCAACUCAAGCCAAAGAUGCUACUCUUGAAACUGGCAAGAGUGCUGCCAAAGUGGUUGAAGAUUUGAAGGACAAGGCUGUGGUGACAGGAUCGAGUGUUGCACAUUAUUCUGCUGAGAUGACUGUGGAGGGAAUUAAUGUUGUUAAGGAAGCAGCUGAGUAUGCAGCUGAGAAGGUUUCUGAGCUUGCAGCCAUGUCAGUGGAUACUGCUAAAGGUUUAGUUGCUGCAGCUGGUGAGAAUGCCAAAGAGUAUGCAGAGAGGGAUUUGGAGGCCACAAGAGAAGCUCAAAAUCAGGAAUCUGAGGAGAUGCCAUUAGCAAAAGCCACCACUGAAAGCUUUCGAAGAGGACAAUGGCAACAAGAACAUGAUCAAGGAGGAAAAAGGGAACAUGGCUCCAUUGGCCAAACUGUAGCUAAAGUUCCACAAAGGACUACAAAGCCACAUGAAAGCAACACUUUUGAGGGAAACCAAGGUGAGGGGGUUGGGGACACAAUAAGCACUGGUGAAAGUGAAAGGAAAGAGAAAGCACUUGGAGACAUCAUUGGAGAAGGCUUUCAAGGAAAAGGAAGUGGAGGAGAUGUGAACACAAGCAUUGGUGAAAAACUAGGCAGUGCAGCACAGAUAAUAAAGAAGCCACUGGACAAAGCCACUGAGGGAGGAAGAGAGGUGUUAGGAGCUGUAGGUGAAACUGUGGUUGAGAUUGGAGAAAACAUGGUGAAACCAGCACAGAAAGUGCAGCAUCAGGGUGAAGGAGUUUUGAAUGCCAUAGGUGAGACCAUAGCAGAAAUAGCAGAGACAACUAGAGUGAUUGUUGCUGGAGAGGGAGAAAAAGAACCACACGAGUAUGAUAGUGGGAAACAUGAAAACUUGAAACUUGAUUAGUGAGUCUAUUGAUUAGUGAGUCUAAUCAUUACAUGGAUGUUCAUAAUAAUAUGUUGCUUGAUGAUAAAUCUAUCAUGCAGUAUUUAGCUGCAACAAGUUCCACGUGUUAUGGAAUAUAGAGUUUGUAAACAAAUAAGAAUGUCUUUGUGUGAUUUUGUAAACAAAUAAGAAUGUCUUUGUGUGAUUCUAUA
Molecule: messenger RNA, 2143 nt
Organism: Cajanus cajan (pigeon pea)
Lineage: Eukaryota; Viridiplantae; Streptophyta; Magnoliopsida; Fabales; Fabaceae
Biological process (GO): cold acclimation
Cellular component (GO): cytosol
Source: RefSeq, a predicted model, not a curated record